AUGAGCAUUGCCUAUCUCGAUCCAGGAAACAUCGAAAGUGAUCUACAGUCUGGUGCAAAAGCACAAUACAAAUUGUUAUGGGUUUUACUUUCCGCUCAUAUCAUUGGAAUGCUCUUGCAACGAAUGUCUGCACGACUAGGUGUUGUCAGUGGAAAGCAUAUGGCCGAGGUGUCACAUGAUUUCUAUCCUCGUAUACCUCGCUUAAUUUUAUGGAUAAUGGUUGAAAUUGCUAUCAUUUGUAGUGAUAUGCAGGAGGUUAUCGGAACUGCAAUAGCCAUCUACCUAGUCAGCAAGGGAUGGGUUCCACUAUGGGCAGGUGUGCUGGUCACUAUAGUUGACACAUUUACAUUUCUAUUCAUUGACCGAUAUGGCGUGCGCAAAUUGGAAGUGGUUUUCGGCAUUCUAAUCUCAACUAUGGCUUUAUCGUUUGGAUAUGAAUCACGACGAGUGAAUCGCAGCAUUCGAGAUCGCGUUGCCGAAGCCAAUUUUUACUAUACAAUUGAGUCCUCACUAGCUCUGUUUUGCAGCUUUUUCAUCAACGUGUUUGUUGUGGCAGUGUUUGCUCAUGGGCUCUAUAAAAAAACGAAUUACGAUGUGCGGAUAUCAUGUGACAAUAGGCACGGAAUCUUCGAUCCAGAUGCUUUUCCUUACAACAACGACACUGCAAUAUCAGAUAUUUAUAAAGUAAGUAGGUACUGUUUAGGCAACACCAUGUUUAACACACAAGGAAAACUUUCUCUUUAA
Messenger RNA from Angiostrongylus costaricensis, 744 nucleotides. NCBI's taxonomy places the organism in Eukaryota, Metazoa, Nematoda, Chromadorea, Rhabditida, Metastrongylidae. The record is from the annotation of a GenBank genome assembly.